AUGUCUACCUCCGACACCGAGUCCCCUCGAACCCAACAAGCUCCGCUGGCUUCUCGGCGCGAGGCCCCCAAAGGAUCUGCCCCAGCAAGAGGCUAUUUUCCCUUGGGUUAUAAGCCAGCGUUUAGUCAGUGGUGGGCUAGCAUUUCACCGGCUGUCGCAGAGCAUAAUGUUAUGUCCUUUGUUCCAUAUCUACAAAAGCCUCCGACACAUACGCAAACUGGCUCCGCGCCAGUUUCAGCUGGCACAUCAACUCUAUCAGUAAACGAUCCGAACGCCUUGUCGGCACCAGUACGAACUAAUUCUAUAAACGAUCCACAUGGCCCGCGACAAUGGCAUUCAAAUCUUGUGAAGCUGAGUGGGAAGAACAGAGCAUUGAAUGAGUUCUCUGUCGAGAGAGUAGGAGAAAAAAUCGACGAUACACUAGUAAUGCUUCACGGCUACGGCGCAGGUCUUGGAUUCUUCUACAAGAACUUUGAAGGAUUAAGUAGAGUCCCAGGCUGGAAGAUAUACGCCCUGGAUAUGCUUGGAAUGGGACGAAGCACCCGACCAUCCUUCAAAAUCAGUGCCAAAGACCAAGCUGGCAAAAUUGCAGAAACAGAAAGUUGGUUCAUAGAUGCCCUCGAAGAAUGGCGCGUCCUCAAGAAAAUCGACAAAUUCACACUCCUGGGCCAUAGCAUGGGUGGUUAUAUGGCCGUUGCAUAUGCAUUAAAGUACCCCGGCCAUCUCAACAAAUUGAUCCUCGCCUCACCAGUUGGAGUUCCUGAAGAUCCUUACGCAACCUCAGCAGCCAUGCCCGAACCCGAAGAAUCCACUCUUGCAAAUGAAUUCACACAAGAUCAAGAAGCCGAUAUUGUGUCUCAAUCAUUCAACCCAAGCAGACGCACUACCGGCGGCGACAAUAAUAAUUUUGGCAACAUGCGUAACAAACGCGAGAACAAUAAAUCAAAACAAGAGCCAGCUAAACGCCCUCUCCCCUUUUGGCUCACAUAUCUCUGGGACGCGAAUGUCUCCCCCUUUUCUCUAGUGCGCUGGGCCGGCCCCCUCGGACCCCGUCUCGUAUCCGGAUGGACCUCACGACGCUUCUCACAUCUUCCCAACAACGAGAAUGAAGCUCUGCACAUGUACGCCUAUUCACUCUUCCGCCAACGCGGAUCCGGCGAAUACGCACUCCCUUUCAUUCUCGCCCCCGGUGCCUUUGCGCGCUCCCCCCUAAUCCGCCGCAUUCACGGCGUAGGUCGUCAACCCAUUCCCCCCUCUCCACAAUCACCCUCACCCUCACCCUCACCCACCACUUUCGCCCAAAAAGAACACGGAUACCCCGUUCUCUUGAUGUACGGCGAAAACGACUGGAUGGACAUAGCGGGCGGCUAUGCAGCCGAACAAGCAUGCAAAGAAGAACGUGAAAAAGUCCUUGCAAAUGCAAGCAAAGAGGAAAAAGAAUUAGAAAAUGGUAGUGCUCAGGUCGUCAUUAUUCAAAAAGCAGGUCAUCAUCUAUAUCUAGAUGGCUGGGAGGAAUUCAAUGAGUUUAUGAGGGGAGAGAUGAAAAAGACGAGGAUAGAUGGGCAGAAGAUGAGGACGGUGCUGGAGAAAUUAGGGGUGCAGGUGGAGGAUAGGACGUAG
This is a messenger RNA of Sclerotinia borealis F-4128, 1620 nucleotides long. The record is from the annotation of a GenBank genome assembly. NCBI's taxonomy places the organism in Eukaryota, Fungi, Ascomycota, Leotiomycetes, Helotiales, Sclerotiniaceae.